Molecule: messenger RNA, 504 nt
Organism: Soboliphyme baturini
Lineage: Eukaryota; Metazoa; Nematoda; Enoplea; Dioctophymatida; Soboliphymatidae
Source: the annotation of a GenBank genome assembly
AUGUCUGUCAAUACGAAGCGUCCUAUUUCGAGUCUGCUGCAGGAUGUCUGCUAUCAUUUCAGCGGGGAGUAUUAUCGUCCUCCGGAAGUGGUCGUUGAAGCUCCGGGCCGCGUUAACCUCAUCGGCAAGCGGUUUUGUGUUCCGUUGGAAACCGACUAUCAAAUUGCAUCGUAUCAUCCUGAAUGGUACGACUACUUUUUGUGUGGCUUUCGUGGGGUAGUCGAAUAUCUCAAAGAACAUAAACUUUCCAAGUCUCUGAUGAAAUUUCCCAUGCAGUUCGGGAUCAACGUUAUGAUUGGCAGUGAUAUUCCACCUAGCGCUGGACUUUCCAGUUCAAGUGCAUUGGUCUGCUGCGCUGCGCUCUGCGCGUUGUACGCAUUUCGCGACAACGAGGGAGACGUUUUCGAGUCGAUUGAUAGGGUAUUUGUCGCUCGCCAGACUGCCCAUUUGGGCAGCCUCGUUGUAAAAGCCAGCAACCACCAGGGUGUGAAUCGCCUGGCCUGA